Macrosteles quadrilineatus (aster leafhopper) is the source of this 6815-nucleotide messenger RNA. RefSeq names its product TBC1 domain family member 5-like. The transcript has 16 exons. The record is from RefSeq and is a predicted model, not a curated record. NCBI's taxonomy places the organism in Eukaryota, Metazoa, Arthropoda, Insecta, Hemiptera, Cicadellidae. Gene Ontology annotation, molecular function: GTPase activator activity. The coding region runs from base 253 to 2061 and encodes 602 amino acids. Gene Ontology annotation, biological process: activation of GTPase activity.
CCAAGUACCAAUUUUAUUCCUUAACACAACACUAAGUCUUCAGGCCUUGUUCGUGAUAAUUUGAUUUUGAUUAUUUGGAUUGGAUUAAUGCUAUUGCAAGUGUUUGAUAGGUUAAGGAACCAAAAGUUAAAUUUCAACACUGCUUUACCGUUUUGAGUUGUUAGGUCGACACAAUAAUUAGUAGGUUACUGCUCAUGUCCCAUUCAAAAUCUCUGUGUUCUACAUAUUUUAAAGAGGAAUUAAUUAGUGUUAAUGGAAAGUCCUCAGUUAGGUCUACCUGUGGGUGGUGAUCUCUGUUUGGAAGUUGACCAAAAUUCUACAGUAGAUGUGGUAGAAUCAGGGAACGACGCAGAAAUCAGCUCGUCCAAUAGCAGCCCUAAUCAACAUCAAGUGAAAUACUAUGAGUUGGAAUGGAGGUUUCUGCAGUCUGAGGAUGAACAGCUGACAAACCUGCGCAAACGCGCGUUAGAAGGCGGGUUGAGAGCUUUUCGGUUCCGAAGUGUGUGUUGGCGGCUGCUACUCGGGGUUUUGAGUUCGGGACAUCCAGAAAGAUGGGUGGAAGAGACUCGGGUGGCUCGAGAGAGUUAUCGUGAGCUGCUAGAAAAACAUAGCGUGGACCCCCACAAUGAAGAAACAGAAGAUGACCCCCUGUCUCAGGAAGCUUGGAGCCCCUGGCACCAGUACUUCUGCAACAACGAUCUGCGUUUUGUCAUCAAACAGGAUGUGAUCCGGACAUUUCCUGGAGUAGAUUUCUUCCGGGAUGAGAGAAUACAGGAAUCCAUGGUCAAUAUAUUAUUCUGCUACGCCCGUGACCAUCCCACCAUGUGCUAUAGACAGGGCAUGCAUGAAAUCCUGGCCCCGCUAUUAUUUGUGAUACAUUGUGAUCAUCAAGCCUACUUGCAUGUACGGGACUUGGACCAAAUCAGUGAAAUCAUCAGUGACCUUUUGGAUCCAAAAUAUGUUGAAGAAGACAGUUACGCUCUGUUCCUCAAAGUGAUGUUUGCAAUUCAAGGUUACUACCACAUAACUAAUGUUGAACUGUCCAGCACUGGUUAUUUCCCAACCGAUUCCUCCCCCUCAAGUCCUUUAUGUGAAAACCAAGUGCUGCAGCAGCUGAACUGGAUCAAAGAUCAACUCUUGGCUCCGAUUGAUCCAGAGCUUCAUCAGCAUCUCCAACAGCUUGACAUUUCUCUUCCUUUGUUUGGAAUUCGAUGGUUGAGGCUACUGUUUGGCAGGGAGUUCCCUCUACAAGACCUUCUAGUACUAUGGGAUGCCAUCUUUGCUGAAGGCACCGUCUUCCAACUGGUAGACUACAUUGUUGUUGCUAUGCUCAUCGCCAUUAGGCAUCAGUUGCUCAUUUCAGACUACACCUCGUGCCUUACUAUGCUCAUGAGAUAUCCAGGAACUAUGGAUAUAUCCUGCAUCAUCGACCAUGCAUUGCACCUUAAAAACCCACAGAGCUACAAACAACCUACCCAGACAGCAUUCCCCAAUCUCAUUCCAGUGACAGUGGGGGGAAGACCAGAUAUGCAUAGAGCUCCAAACCACUAUCCCAGACCUCAGAAACUGAGUGAGUCCACAACUCACAAGACUAGCUACAUUACCACCAGACUGAAGAAGCUAUCAACCAGAAACGCCAGUAUCUCUGAUGGCUCACACGACAACUCUAACAUAAUUGAUGGCUUCACACUUGAUGAUCCUGGGGUGGUUCGUAGUGAGCUCAAGCAUUGCCGGGCUGUAAUGUCGUUGGUACAACUGAAGCUUGCUCAGUACCACAGCGUCCUAGAGCAAUGUGUACCUCACAGUAACAUUCCAGCACAACAAGCACUCACCGGCAUCCACGAGCUUUGUUCAUUGUUGGACCCACAUCGAGGAAGUCCGUCCCCUUCGGUCUCAAUUGAAGUGGAACCUGCCUUUGAGGUUGGCGAGAUUGUGGGUAGUCCUACUCCACCAAACCUCCCCCCUCCAUGCUCCAACGUUGACAUGACUGUCUUCCGGGAGACUCAAGGAUCUGUGAUAGACACAACUGAAGAUAUACUGCGAUCUCCUGUUAAGAGAUAAUAUCCUUUACUUUAUAUGUAUUUGUUUUCUUGUUUGUCUGUCUUUGUCUUUAUCACAUUUGUUUUGGUAUUGUGAAUCCUCAGGAAGUCCUCAACUUAUUUUUGUGAUUAGUUUAAGAGGUGUUGUUUAUAUUCUCAUAGUGUUAAUAUGGUAAUAACACAUAUAAAAAGCAGUAGAGGAUUAUACCAUCAACUCAAAAGUCGUCUCACCUUGUGAAAUAUCAAGGAAUUGUGCUCAUUUGGAAAGGCAAUAGUGUCCUAGGGAAUAUAGUAGAUAAAAAUAACAAGACAUAUUUUUAUAUUUAAAACUCAAUUUAUUUUACACGGUGUUGGUGUAAAACCUCUCACAUUUUAUGUUUUGUAUUAUUCUGAAAACAGGCUUUUAACUCGUACAAUAGUGUAAUGAUUAUGGUUAGAAUGAUAGAAAAUUUUCUUGGCUUUCCAGAUGAUCUAACUUCCUUGUAGCAGCAAACAUAAGUAUAGGAAACAUUUGAGUAAAAAUUGAAUCAGGCUAAUGGAAAUUCACUUAGUCUGCAGGUUUGCUGUGGUGGGUGUAAUGUUUUAAUUUUGUUUCAAAAAUUUAAACUAUAAGACUGAAUGCGAUCUUGGUUUUCUGUCUCUCUCAUUAUUAAAAGCCAUUUUAAUACUAGUGUUUCAGUUGUUUGGUAUUUUGGGUUAAACAGAAUACCUAAUGAUAAAGUACAGUAGAACCUUGAUAUUCGACACUUUGUGGACUAAAAUGGUAUCGAACUAUCGAAAUGUCAAACUAUAGGGAGUCAAACCAUUGGACAUUUUAAACAAAGGGAGUAUUCACAGGAUAAAACAAUCAAAUUUAAUGAACAGUAUAAAACUGGACAAAAAUAAACAAAUUUAUCGACUUUACAUCUCUACUAAACGUUCUUUGGCUACAAAAAUAAUAAUAGCUUUGGCUGUAUAAAAUAGUUUGUAAUUUUCAACUACUUUUUACUGUGGAUGUUUGAAAGAAGUAUUAAUUAAUGGGAUGAUUCAAGUAUAGAUUUUUUGCGUGCACAUAAACAAUAAGAUGGAUUUAGUCAGUACCUUUGCAAACCCGUCAUCGACCGCUGCCGACAUGUUACGUAUUCGAAUCCUGGGAUGCCUGUGUCGAACCAUAUGGAGUGUCGAACUAUCAAGCUUCUACUGUACGUUCUAUUGUUGUAGGUUAAUAGCUUAAUUAUUUGUCAUCGAAGAUUAGGUUAAUUUUUAAUAGGCCUACUGUAAUGUUAGUAGUACCCUAUGUAGUCUAAAAAAAGUAUUAGCUUUUUGAAUUCUCUUUCCUAGAUACUCUCAUUAACUAAUAAGUAUAGUAUUGAUACAAGAAGUUAAGAACCUCCUGAAAAUGAUAAGUUUACAAUAUCUUCUAUGUAUGAGGUUUUAAAUAUUUAAAGUGAAUAAAAUAUCCAUAUUGGUUUGAUUUAUGUUAAUUUGUUGAGUUAUUUUGUCAUGCAAUAGGUAUUUAACUUAUAUCUAUGACAGUAAAAUAUAUGGCAACGUUUACAAAUAUUGUUUAUUUAAUUAAUAAACAAUUGUAUGCUGUCUUUGAUUGAAAUCAAAGAAUGUGCAACAUAUCCUGGAAAUCAAAAUUUGCAUUUCUAUAACUCUAGGACUGACGAUCGGUCAUUUUAUGGCCGAUCGGGGGACUUUGUUUCCUGCCAUCAGUCACAGAAUGACCGAUCCAGUUUAUUUUACAUAUAUUAAAGCUCAUAAUUAACUGAUUCAUAAUUAACUGAUUGACUAGAUUAUCCAUGGAUGUAAAGAUAAAGAUCUUGGCUAUCCUGCUAACUCAGCUGUAAUAUUUUUUAUUAGAUUAGCUUGAUUGAAUUCUUGUUUUCAUUGUCUGCUGACUUGGAAAUCCAAGGUCAGCUGAUGAGUCAUUUUAUAAAAUGUUUUUUAAAACAUUCAAAUUUUAUGGAAAAUUUACAACAAAUUAGCCUAUAUUUAUUUCCAAAAUUAUGGUUACGUUUUCACUAUACAAAUAACAUAAUAACACUCUCUGUUUCUUCCUGAUUCAAUUGAUAUACAAUGUAGUACCUGGUAUAACUUUCUUAACCCCUUAAUCGCGACACACGCAUUAUUCCGUAGUAGUAUUCUGUACACACUGUCGCGACGCACGGAAUAUCACGUGCAACACCCUUGUGGCUUUAAACGCGACGCCCGUGCUUAGACCAUUUUGAUGUUCUCACCUGAUAUAUUUCGUUGAUACAAGUCUUCUGCUAAUUUCUUUCCAUGGUACAUUGACCCUGAGAAUUGACAGACCAGUAUCAAAGGUGAUGUAUCCUCACGAUCGCAGCCCGUGGGAGACGUUCAAGAAUUAGCCGUUGUCGCGAGCUAUCAAUGAUGAUGUUCCCGUGAUUGCGGCCCGCGAUAGACGUUCCGAUUUAGCCGAGGGUGAUGGUGAUGUUUUGCGAGUGUCGAUGAAAAUGUCCCCGUGAUGGCUUUCCGAUGGGGAUGCUUACAAUUUCGGCACGGCCGCGGGUGACAAUGAUGAUGUCCUCAUGAUCGCAGCAGUCCACGGGAGAUGUUUUUAACACGACUUUGCCGCGAUUGCAGGUGUUGAUGAUGAUGUCCCCGUGCUUGCUGCUUCGUGGGAGAUGUUUACGAUUUUACUAUGGUCACGAGUGACGAUGAUACACUCAUGGUUACAGCUCACAGGAUAUGAUCACAAUUUCACCGCGGUCGCGAGUGUCGAGGAUGAUGUCCCUUUGAUGCAGCCCGUGGGGGAUGUUCAUGAUUUUGCCCGGUCAUGGUCACGGAUACCUAUGAUGGCUUUGACUUGGUUUAGGAGAGAUGUCCACGAUUUCAUCUAUGACACAGGUGUCGAUGAUGAUGUUUCUUUGAUGCAUAGGAGAUACGGUUAUUUCGGCGAUCGCAAGGAAUUUCCACCACAGGGGGAGGGCCGCUCAAGAAAUUUGGCCUAGGGUCGCAAGUACCCUAAAUCCGGCACUGAAUGAAGACAAAAUGUGUCCAAGAAUAUAACUAUAGAAUCGGCUCUGUAGACCCACAGAUAUGAUGCUAAGGAAUGUUACAUGUCUUAGGCACACCCAAAAGUGGUAAAAACUGUUUACUUAACAUUUUGUGGAUCUGGCAAUACUCAAUUCCCAUGCAAUAUACCUAUGUGUAAUUGGCAAGAAACCAACACUGACAGAAUUUCAUUUAGAGCUAGUUCGCCAACUUUUAGCGGAAAACAUUGAAGCUCAGACCUACAGUAAAAAAAACUGGUGGUUGUCCUUCCCCGAGUGAUACACCACUAAGAUUGACUCUGCGUAAUUUUCCAUCAUGAAUUCCUUCAACUGAAAAAAGUAUACCUCACGUCAAUAUUAUGUUUGCUGUCACACUACGCGACGUGAACCAGCCAGGCGGGAGUCGCGGUAUCAGUACCAGGACUGCGCAGUCUCCUUGUGCGUAAUGCCAUGCCUCAGGGAGUAUCAUAGCCUGAAGAAAUACUAAAAAGUUAAAAGUAACCUUUGAAUAUAGUGUACGGUAUAUAUAUAUUUUUUCCAAUAUUUACUUCUUGAAACAUCCACUCAUGUGACCAGAAAACUAAAUAAAACCCGUAAGUAAAUAUGAUGAAUAAAAUAUGUUAUUAUUUAUUUAUUAGUUUAUUAUUAAUUAUUUAUAAAAUUUAAAAAUUAAAUGACCAUUUUCGUUAACAUGAAUACUAUUAAUAUGUUUAUUAUAACAUUUAUCAUAGUUAAUUGCUUUAAAAUGCGUUUUAAACUAGAAUUCCUCAGAAUGCUAAAAAACCACAAAAAAUUGCAAAAAACCCCGUGCUGGGCCAUUGGCGAGCAUAAUUAAAACACGCACCACUGAUCGCGUCGAAACCGUACCACGCCAAUUUACGGUUAAGGGGUUAACAAUAAUAUUUUGUGUUCAUUUUUAAAAUUAACUUAACAAAAUGUGCUGGCAUAUUAGCAAAUCUAACUGGCAGUUCCAGGGUUGUUCCUCUAGGUAUGACAAUUUGUACUUAAUGCAUUUUUCGCCAUAGUUUGUGAGCUUUUACUACCUAUGUAGUUAAAUGAAAAAUUGUAUAGUAAUAAAAAUAGUUUACCGCUGCAAAAGUUUUUAUUUAAUAUGUAUGUUGUGAGGUACCGGUAAAUUUUUUAAAAUACUUUUUACCCUUUGUUUGAGUUACAAUCUGCUGUAGUUGUAAAUUUUGCAGACUUUUUUUAAGAAAUGUUCCUUAUAAAUAAAAAUAUUACAUGUCCCGUUAUUGAAUGUUUUGUUUUUAUCAUAAGUUAUCUUAAAAUAUCAUUGAAAUAAAAAUACUCCUACAUUUAGGCAAAAUGAGAUGCAUGAUUUUUUUGCAAUUUGAAUUUGAAUUCAGUCUUCUGUUAGAGAAUCAGUAUUUAAUGUAUCUAAAUAUGGGUAAAUCUGUUUGUAUUUAAUUUAAAAUCUAGAUGUAAACUGUUUUAAAAUGUAAUUUAUUAAUUAAGGUAAACAGUGUACGUAUUUGAAGUGUGAAUUGAUUAGCUAAAGAAUGGUCCAUUGUGACAAAAAAAUACUUUACCACAAGAUUCAAAAAGUCUUUUCAGGUCCUAGCUUGUUUCUCAGUUGUUCUCAAGAUGAGACACUUUUAAUAUUACAACACUUAUUGUAUACUAUAAGAAUUUUGUUUUAGUUUCUAAUGAUCGUUUUCAUUCCAUAUUCAAGAGAAAGGAUCAAGAGUGUUCUCCACUUUUGCUUUUUCUAGUUUCUUGGAAAGUAUUCAUUCUAACUUUUGAAUAUUAUAGACUGUGA